Molecule: messenger RNA, 4903 nt
Organism: Caenorhabditis sp. 36 PRJEB53466
Lineage: Eukaryota; Metazoa; Nematoda; Chromadorea; Rhabditida; Rhabditidae
Source: the annotation of a GenBank genome assembly
AUGCGAGAAUCUAAAGAAUGGCGUGGCACCACGUCGACGAGUCGGGUGUUCGUGCAAAAAGGAUAUCAACUGUCCGAUGAGCUGGCUCUCCGGAAAGUUCAAGUGCUCGAGAGGAGGUAUGGAGGAACGCAUUUGGCUCACAGAGCAGCAACGAUGAUCCAGAGGGCGUGGAGAGAAUAUUGCCUGCUCAAACAGUGGAUGGUCAUCCGACACAAACAUGACACGUGAGUUUCUUCAUUGAAUUGAUGAAUCUGGAAAGUACGAGACAAAAUUCCAAAGUUGUUGGUGAAGUUGAUAAAUUACUAAACUAGGAUCCUGAGAGUAGGGUAAUCUCAACACCUCUUUUUUGUCCUGUGAAGUGUUGUUUUCGAAAUUUCGGAAUGUACAGGGUAACAGAGACAGUAAACGUUAACUGAAAACGAAACCAGUCGGCAACAACCUCUUCCCAUUAAAUCUUCCAGUAUCACAAGACAAACCUCAUUUCCUGUUCGAUAGAAAACCUUCGGCCAACAUAUGUUUCCGGAAGAUUAUCUCAUCAGCAAACGCACUUUUUUGCGUGUGUUCAUGUUCCACCCGAACCCCUACUCAAACACAUUUCGAUGGAAUCUGUUUCGAAAGGGAAACGGGGCGCCCAUAACUUAAUACCUGCUUUGCUUUGUGUGUUAUCGUCUCUCAAUCGAAUGUUCUUCAAACAAUCGUCGUUUUUGCUUUCAGAAUACCAGACCUCGAUGCGAGAUGCGGAGUGUCAAACAGUCAGCGCAACGAGCUAUCACUAACCAGGUUAGUUCGAACUUCUGUUUGUUUUGUUUCGUCGCCUUCCCAGCGACCCGGCACCGUCGGACACUUGUGUGAUUCAGAGUGACUCAAAGUCUCAGAAAUGUCGGGUCUUUUGAGGAAACAGGAGGCAGGAGACCCUUAGAAGCGCCUUUUAUCGCCCAGUCUACGUCGUUUCUCAUAAAAAUGUAGCGGUCUCGCGCGAGAAUACGGUUCAUUUUUAUGACGAUUCUUUUGCGCAUCCCGUGCUUUUCCCAUCCUGAAUCGUCUUCAUUGUCUUUUCUUCCGAGGAGAGUUUCUUUUUCUCAAGAUAAAUUUCUGUAAACACUGUCAAACAGUACCCCAUUUCUGAUUUUUUUUUGCGUUUCUCACUCUCCCUCGCUCUUUCUCUUUUGUCAGCAAAAUUGAGGCACUUUAGUGUGCUCAUUUUCGGGUGAAUUUCUGGCAAUUUCGCUCGUUUUCUUUUUCAUACCUCAUGCCCCACCGCGGGUCGGUGAAACGAUCUCUUCCGGUCGAGACACUGGCCGCUUUGGGAUUCAAGCAGUCUUUUCUUUGGCACACAACUCGAAUUUAUACGAUUUGUACGAAACGUGUCAAAAUAGAGGGCGGCGGCAAGAAAGCAUUGGCCGCCCGGAGCAGAUAAUUUUGGUGGCGAAGCUGUCAAGAACCGAAAAUAAACAUUUUGCCGUCUCAGUGCAAUCUUCGCGCUUCUUGUUCGCCCCAUUUGCCCUUCUCGAACACUGUCUUUCCGAUUUUCAGCGCUGUUUAUGCUAGUAACAGAUUACGCGGUAACUAAAUUUGUUUGUCAGAAGAAAAAGUUAUUCAAAAUUGCAAGCGUGACUCUCUUGAAUAAAUUCCGUUCACCACUUUCAAAAUUUUGAAAUUCUAAUUUUCCUUAUUCAAGAAUUAGUCAAUGAUGCAAAUGCGCUCUAUUGUUAGUAACAAAAAAUCUGCAAAAAAAGUUGCACAGCAUUUUUGAAAAUAUCCGAGCAACAAUGAUCUUAGUUCUGAUAUUCUCCAUUCUGAUCAUAAUCGUGUUCUCUGUUAUAAAGUAAGUUAUUCUACAGAUUUAUUUUUCAAAAAUAAGGUUUCUUCUGAAUAAUCUCCAUUCACGAGCAUUCUCUAUUUCCGUCUCUAAUGUCGUCAUUUCUUUCAGCCGGUACGCCACAAGCCUCAGUGCCCAACUACGGAUAGACCGUGUCGCCCGCGCGAACACUGUCGAUCGGAGCCCUCCAUCACCUGCUCCGCCCGUUUUGGCCAAUUUACAAAACUCAAAUAUGAUUGGUGAGUCGUAUUCCAAAACGCGUUUCCCAGAGCUAAUUGCAAAAUCUGAAGUGACCGCAGUUUAAAAUAAAAGAGCCGUCUUGGCGGCCGUCUCAUGACUCUCUAAAUUAUUUUCUCACAAAUUUCUCACUCCGAAUUGGCUGGCGGCCAUCCGUUUCUCUGGCACCUCGUGCCGACCCGACAGCCUCGAAAAUGUUGCCGUCUCUUUUUCUCCCAGCAUAAAACCGAUCGCCUGCCUCAUUAUUUGUUUAUAAAUGAUACAAACGAGCGGGGCGCCAACACAAAAGCGAACGCGCCGACCCAAAUAGAUAAACAGAUAUGCUCCGCGCCGCCGACGCGGCUCAAACACCAACUCGUUCGCCCCCGGUUACUGCUCCGAGUUCCACUCACUUUCGCCCUUUUGUUGUCUGUCGAAAACCUGACUUUGAUGACAGUUUUCUCUGUUUUUCUAACUGGGUUCGAAAAUAUUGGUCUGAACUGAUUUCUGGUUCUCGCUUAUCCGCCGGGCGCAGUUUCAUUUGUCACAAGACAUUUCACUCGAGACUUCAAAGUUCAAUGACACCGCGGAGAGAAUAAUUGGCUUGUCAGGUGCGGUGCCAAUCAGAAACUGUCCUUCUCUUUCUUCCAAAACUAUAUGCAAUUUUAUUUCGAAAGAAUUCAGCGACGUAUGUUUAUUCUUGAAAUAUGGGCUUAGAAUAUUCGCUUCACAACUUUUAACGCUUUGGUUUACGAAUCUAGAACAAUCUUUCGGAUUUAAGCCUUUUUGUGUUCUCUGAGUUGAAAUCAUUCCAAUCAUCUGAUAAUAUAUAUCUCUCCGUUUCCACUUUUCUUCCGCCAGGUUCCUAAGAUAAGAUUUACACUCAUUGUUUAUUGUUGUCAUAAAACAAUCAAUUUGUCGCACCCCGCGCAGCGUACUCGUGCUCAAAAAGUCUUUUCAAAUAGUUGGUCUCCUGAAAACUGCAAAGAAACUUUCAAAUUCCUUCCGCAUGUCCGUCCUUGUUGUAAGCGCACGCCCGCCUAAUUAUUCAUUCAGCUGACUAUACUUUGAAGCGGCGCGUGAACGAACGACGCGUCGAUGCAAAUGCAGUAUGAAAUAGUGCCUGUUUGCAGAUAGUCUAAUGUCACCCCGUUUGGGAAACCGCCGAUUCGUCGCCACCGCCCGAUGCGCUCCCACAGCCGGCGAGCUCUCCGCCACCGAAGUGUGGCUUCCUCGGCCCUCUCUGGUCAACCACAACCCGGCACAUUCGAACUCUUUACCCCGACUCGACAAGCAGAGAGUCCAUGAUCGCAGCGAGUCGAAUAACGGAAGGAAGCAGUCAGAAGUGAAGCCGGUACGGACAAUGACGGACCAAGAGAGGAAACGACAAUAUCGCAUUGCCCUCAACUUCUUCAAUAAGUACGAAAUCAGCGUUUUUGGCGGUUUGCAAUGUUUUAAUAUUUCAGAAAACCAGAGCGGGGCGUGCAAUUGCUGACUGCGUGGGGAUUCGUCAAGAACGCUCCAGAUUCACUCGCCAGUCUUCUUUUUGGACGGCGAGGACUGAGCAAGGCCAUGAUCGGAGAGUACAUCGGCACUCUUCACUCGCAUCAUCACAGUCUCGUUUUAAAGUACGGAUCCAUCUUUUUAAAAAAACCUCUCAAAUGUUAAUAAAACAUCUCAAAUGUUAAAAUAAAAUAAAAAAUAAAACAUCUCAAAUGUUUUAUUUUCAGAUAUUUCACCGGGAUGAUUGAUAUCAGAGGGCUCGAAGUGGAUGUGGCUCUCCGCAAAGCAAUGCAGUUCUUUAUUCUUCCAAAAGAGGCCGAGAAGAUCGACAAAAUCAUCCAGGCCUUCGCUCUGCACUACGCCAAGUCGAAUCCCAAAAGGACGUCGAACUUCCGCGGUGGCUGGGAUACUGUACACCUCCUCUCUUUCGCAAUCAUAAUGCUCAACACAGACCUGCACUCGCCGAAUGUGAAACAACGGAUGACGCAGAACGAUUUCGUUCGCAAUUUGAGAGGACAGGACAAAGUGGCAGGCGAAAGAGACGGCGAAGACAUUGAUCGAAAGACGCUGGAAGGAAUAUACGAUCGUAUAAAAAAGGACGAACUGAGACCAGGAGACGACCAUGUGGCACAAGUCCAACGAGUGGACAGAGCAAUUGUGGGCAAGGACAAACCGGUGAGCUCGAUUCGUGUCAGUAUGAAAACAAAUAACAAUGAUUCCAGAGAUUAGCAGAGACUCCCCGUCGAUUGGUCUGCUACUGUCGUCUACAACAAGUGACUGAUCCCACUAAAAGACAGUCCUCGUCUGCGCGCGAACGGGACGUCUUCCUGUUCAAUGAUAUGAUCGUCGUCGCGAAAGGAGUGCGUCGUGGAUCCACGUCAAUGACCGGAUGCACGUACACUCUGAAGCAGUGGACUCUUCUUCUCGGAGCACACGUUACAGAGUUUCAGAGAGGACAAUACGAGUUUGGACUGACGAUUUCAUGUCCAAACAAGGAAAAGAUUCAUUUCAACGCACGCAACUUCGACGAUCGAUGCCAUUUUGUGGCAGACGUGACAGAGUCGAUAAGAGAAGCGACGGAGAUGGAGCAAGUCCGGUUAGAAAUGGAAAUGGAGCAGCACACGACAGCGACGAUCCGAUCGGACAAUCAGAGAGACAGCGGCCUUCCCGAUAUGGAUGAUUCUAUGAAACUUUCGGUAAGAAUUGCAUUCCUUUCCCUAACGAAUGUCUUCUUUUCAGAAUGGCAGCAACAGCAGCGCCGGUUCUUCGUCUUCGUCCUCUGGCGUCAACGGCCUCUCAUUCCGCCGUCUCUCCUUCAAUUCGCUCGACAGCGGCGUCGUCGAAGAGCAUCUGGAAGCGUGCUGA